Zingiber officinale is the source of this 1420-nucleotide messenger RNA. RefSeq names its product transcription factor Pur-alpha 1-like. Gene Ontology annotation, biological process: regulation of transcription by RNA polymerase II. The record is from RefSeq and is a predicted model, not a curated record. Lineage: Eukaryota; Viridiplantae; Streptophyta; Magnoliopsida; Zingiberales; Zingiberaceae. The transcript is spliced from 5 exons. The coding region runs from base 249 to 1094 and encodes 281 amino acids. Gene Ontology annotation, molecular function: DNA-binding transcription factor activity, RNA polymerase II-specific; purine-rich negative regulatory element binding; RNA polymerase II transcription regulatory region sequence-specific DNA binding. Gene Ontology annotation, cellular component: nucleus.
UCCAAACACACAAGCAGGUGUGUUUUGGAAUACGAUUAGGUCAAAACCUCCUCGCUCCGAAUUCCGAGCCUGUCAUCUGAUCUCCGAUUAAUCCCUCUCUCUCUUUCCUUUUUUUUCUUCAUCAAUUCCUUCCAAAUUUUGGUUUUUUUUUACUCCAUUCAAGAUGUCAACGCCUCGUGUAAUGGUGUUAAUUUGAUCGAGUCUGAGAGGGACUGGAAUUGGGUGUGGCAUCGGGAGGCGGCCAAGCGAUGGAGGGCGGAGCUGGCGGCGGGGUCGACGUGGAGUUGGUCUCCAAGACGCUGCAGUUCGAACACAAGCUCUUUUACUUCGAUUUGAAGGAGAACCCGAGGGGAAGGUACCUGAAGAUUUCCGAGAAGACAUCGGCCACGAGGUCGACCAUCAUCGUCCCCGUCGACGGCGUCGCUUGGUUCGUCGAGUUAUUUGGAUACUACAUCGGCACUGACGAGCAGGACGCCUUCAGCAAGGAGCUCAAGCUCGAUUCCAAGGCGUUUUUUUUCGACAUUGGCGAAAAUAAAAGAGGCCGCUUUUUGAAGAUAUCCGAGUCAUCUGUCAAUAGGAACCGGAGUACAAUCAUUGUUCCAGCUGGAAGUUCAGAAGAAGGAUGGGCCGCAUUUAGGAAUGUGUUACAAGAGAUACAUGAAGAGGUCUCGCGACUUUUCAUGGUAGCAAACCAGCAGCAACAUAUGGAACCUCUUGAGCGACUCUCAGGUCUUUCAGAUGAUGUCGGUGCUGGAUUUAUAUCAGGUCACAGUGCUCACUCGGUAUCUGGUUCUGAAUUAAACGUUGAACGUCUGGUAGAUAUGCAUGCACAUGAUGAUAUCGGAGGUAUGGGAAUGUCGAAAGUAAUUAGGGUCGAUCAGAAGAGGUUCUUCUUUGAUUUGGGCAACAACAUUAGAGGUCAUUUCUUGAGGAUAUCUGAGGUUACUGGGGCUGAUCGCUCAUCCAUCAUCCUCCCUCUGUCUGGUCUGAAGCAGUUCCACGAAAUGGUUGGCCAUUUUGUCGAGAUAACAAAGGACAGACUUGAAGGGAUAGCCGGUGCAAAUGCCCGAACUCUGGAGCCUGCACAGAGAUGAUCAUGCUCAAUUUGGAAUUCGGAUCGCCAGGGAACUUAGGUCUCGUGGUUCUUGUAUUUGAUGUGUUAUCAUUGUUUUGUGAUGAGCAAUAAUCUUAUUCAAUGUUCCAAGGGAAGAGUAGAAGUGUUCCAAAGCUUUCUCGAGCUGAAGAAUAAUGUAGGUCGAGAUUGUAGCAUGUCCUGCCGCGGCAAAACUGCUAUUUGUUUGUUUCUAGCCAAUAAUCUGAAGCAUAAUUGCUGUUAUUCCUGCAAAACUCUUGUACAAUAGGAAGUCUAAAAUAUGUUUUGAGAUCACUAAUCUUAACUUUUAUUAUUAUUUUUCUAUUA